Messenger RNA from Salvelinus sp. IW2-2015, 2707 nucleotides. RefSeq names its product G protein-coupled receptor 137Ba. The record is from RefSeq and is a predicted model, not a curated record. NCBI's taxonomy places the organism in Eukaryota, Metazoa, Chordata, Actinopteri, Salmoniformes, Salmonidae. Gene Ontology annotation, cellular component: lysosomal membrane. Gene Ontology annotation, biological process: positive regulation of TORC1 signaling.
UGCACGGAGGAGCUGCUGUGCUGAGAUUGGGGGUGUCCCCUGGAGUGUUUUCUUGUUUGUCUUCUGUUUUAUACCUAGCUGUAAAGUCACCCAUGUUAGAAAGUCACCCAUGCUGUCGCUAACCAUUGGUUUUAUUACGGUAGAUAUAGUUAGGGUAGUUGUUUUUAUGCGCUCGAGCUAUUGUUAUUCAGUGGUUGUUUUUUUACAUCAAAAGUUUGACCUUUUUAUUAUUUUAGAAUAAAACAUUAGAUAUGCUUAUUUAAGUCGUCGAUGUUAGAUUUAUCCGUUCGCUAUGUUCUUGACAGAUAACCAGGUCAGCCUCAGUGUUUUCACGUCUGUAACGGACUCAAGUGAUGAACCGAUUCGAGCUGCGGUUCCUCCGUCAGUGGAGCUCGGACUCACCAUUGUGUAUACCAUCCUAUAUUCGCUGCUUUUCGUGUUUGUUUACUUGCAACUUUGGCUCAUUUUGCGUUAUGGACACAAGCGCUUCAGUUACCAGAGUGUCUUUCUUUUUCUCUGUUUGCUGUGGUCAGCGCUAAGGACUACAUUAUUUUCAUUCUACUUCAAGAACGUUGUCCAAGCGAACCAAUUGGAGCAUUUGCCUUACUGGCUUUUGUACUGUUUUCCAGUAUGCCUCCAAUUUUUCACUCUGUGUCUGCUCAAUCUUUAUUUUGCACAGAUAAUGUUUAAAGCCAAUGCGAAAUAUUCUCCGGAGCUUAACAAAUACAAGGUGCCCAUUCGCCUGGCGUUCAUCUUUUCCAGCCUUUUUUUCCUCGUGGUGAACCUAACAUGCGCCAUGCUGGUGCAGGGUGGCAUUGGGGGCAACGUGGGCGAGGCAGAGGUGAGGCAGGUGGUGCUGGCCCGGGUGCUGGUCAAUGACAGUCUCUUCGUACUCUGCGCCGUCUCGCUGGCCGUGUGCAUCUUCAAGAUCGCCAAGAUGUCCUCUGCCAAUGUCUACCUCGAGUCCAAGGGUACGUCAGUGUGCCAGGCUACAGCCAUCGGUGCUGCAGUCAUCCUGCUGUACAUGUCCAGGGCCUGCUAUAACCUGGUGGUGGUGGCUCUUUCUCCAGAGGACCGGCCCAGCCCCUUCAACUACAGCUGGUACAACGUCUCUGACCAGGCAGAUGUAGAGAAGAUCAGGGGAGAGGCCUACAUCAUCUUUGGGAUCGUCCUCUUUUUCUGGGAGCUGCUGCCCACCAGUCUGGUCGUGGUCUUCUUCAGGGUACAGAGGCCCAAUCAGAACCUACACCGACAUCAACACAGCACCCCCAAGCUGCCAUUCCCAGGAGCAGAGAUGGCACCAGCCAUCCAGAAAGGCCAAGAAAAAUACUAGACCUGUAAGAAUAGAUCCUGAACUCAAGCACUGACCCUGCCAGUGAAGGAGAGAUUUAAGACUGAUAGCCAGAGCCCCUCUCUUCAGCAACUUCCAGAAGAGGCUGUGAUUCAGAAGUUACAGGUUACUGUACUCCAUUUAGUUUGACAUCCAACACAGGGAUACUUGACCCAUUUAACACAGUUCUUGGAGAUGCAUAAUGGCUACGGUGCAUAAAGGUGUGGCUUGCAUGAUUAUUCACCUCUACUGUUUCUGUCAUGACACCUCCACACCUGUACCACAGUCUAAUGCAGACCAGCGGCUAUUCAAUAAGACAAGACUUAGCAGGCCCAUUGCACUGUGGUUCAGGUGUGGAGUGGCCAGACACAACAAUAGUAAUAAUAAUAAUUGAUUGAAUUUAUAUUGUGCCUUUCUACUAACUGAGGUACUCAAAGCGCUUUAAAUAGUAAGGGGGACACUCACCUCAUACACUACCAAAGUGUACCACCCACCUGGGCAAUGCACAGCAACCAUUUUGGGCCAGAAUGCUCACCACACAUCAACUAUCAGGUGGAGAGAUGAGGAGUGGUAUUUGCCAAUUAGGGAUGUGAGGGAUAAUUAGGUGGCCAUGAUUUGAAAUUGGGGCAAGUUGGGAAUUUAGCUUGGACACAGUAGAGCUGUGUAGUAGAUCAUGCAAGCCACACCUUUAUGUACCAUGGACAUGUGGUGUCCUUAAAAAAAAAUGGUGUUCAAAAGGAGCAGAUUCAAAACGACAUCAUUGGCCAGGCAAGAAACAGGCUUUGGUUUCAGAACAAGAAAGGAGGGAUAUCAACGAGCUUAGCCAAGAGAUGUGCAGGAAAGAAGAAGAGUGCAGGGUUAAUCAGGAGCAUCAUUUACAUCAGGACAUCCCGGUUAAAGAGUGUGCCAGCAAUCAAGUAUGGAGUGGAGCAUGAGACAGUAGAGAAGUAUGUUAGACAGAAACAAGAGGAAGGAGCUGCAAUAAGGGUGUACUAUGAGUGCGGCUUGUUUGUUGAUCUAGCAGCCAGUCCCGCAGAGACCUGUCCCCAGUGCAGGCAGUUCAGGUCAAUGGCCGUAAGCAGUCAUUUCCUCUGCAUGAAGUCGAUACCAUUGUUUGCAUGAAACAAAACCACUACACAUCCUACUACUAUGAAGUACAGAUGCAGAUAGCAGUAACCCAGAGAAGGUGGUGUGAGUUUGUAGUGUUCACAAAUUUUUUGAGGAUAUGCUCGUGGUCAGGGUGAUGCUUUAUCCCAUCUUCUGGGGGAAACGGAACGAGAAACUUUUAAACUUCCACAGUGAGUACAAUUGUAGGCAAAAUGCCAACCUGAAUGCAUUCGGCAGUGAUGAUUAGAAUUAGUUUACCGUCCAAGUACU